Messenger RNA from Anastrepha ludens (Mexican fruit fly), 550 nucleotides. RefSeq lists its product as uncharacterized. The record is from RefSeq and is a predicted model, not a curated record. Lineage: Eukaryota; Metazoa; Arthropoda; Insecta; Diptera; Tephritidae. Bases 133 to 537 code for a protein of 134 amino acids. The transcript is spliced from 2 exons.
UCGCUCGACGCAUUUACAAUAGAUAAUUUUUUCUCAGCUGAUACAGCAAAUCAAAAUAAAAGAAAAACCGAUUGUGUUGAAAUUCUUUGCUAACAUUAUUUUUAAAAGGUAAAAAAAGUAUUUUUUGUGAAAAUGAGUACAACGGAGUUGUGGUUCGACGAUUCAUCGGACGAUGAAAGAUUAGUGGAACUAGCUAGAAGUAGAAAACAGUUGAGGGACGCAUCCAACCACCUAGAAAUGGCUUCCACUGAAUUUUUAAAGAACUUUAGAUUAUCUAAAGAGCCGUUUGUGAACCUACUGUCCAGUACAGAAAACCAGUUGCAGCAGUGCACCCGAGCAGAAUUGAUUCCAAAUAUUUUAAAGCUAGCCACAGUUCUGCGAGUUUGUGCUCAGGGAUCGUACCAAUUGAGUAUUGGUAAUGAAGGUAUGCUAGGACUUGCUCAACCCAAUGUGUACGAUGAUGCUGAAGAUAUUGAAGUGGAGUCAAAUAACGGAGAAUUAGAAAACAUAAGAAAUGAAAUUUUGAGAAUAUUUUAGAAAAAUCUAAAAA